Diatraea saccharalis (sugarcane borer) is the source of this 2790-nucleotide messenger RNA. The record is from the annotation of a GenBank genome assembly. NCBI's taxonomy places the organism in Eukaryota, Metazoa, Arthropoda, Insecta, Lepidoptera, Crambidae.
AUGGAAUCUCUGAACAGUGGGUCUUUGCAAAGCGUUAAUUUGGAUGAGUCGUUAACAAAGCAGACUAGGAGUGCUACGCGUGCAAAAAGAGAGAGUAGUAGCGGGAGUGAAACGUCCAAACUUGGCGACAAAGUCAAGACUCCUGAACCUAUGGUUGUACUGCAAAGGAUUGACUUGAAGGAUACACUAUGUGUAACGUCAACGUUAGGAAAGGGUGAUUUUCACCGAGUUCAGGCGUCUUCUGUGUCUGGUGGCAUCGUGGAAUCUACCGUAGACCAUGCCGUUGGGACUGUGGACCCAACAGGGGAGGGAAAUAAGGAUAUGUUCGCUGCUUCUGCUCCUGCCCCAAUGGACAUUACUACUAGGGUUCUGGAAUCGUAUGCUUCUAAGAGAAGACUUGGUUCCUCAAGCUCAGAGGGAGAAAGCAGUGGAUUCUCUUUUGAUAGUAAAGGGAAACCUAAGGCCCCAAGAAAAAACAAUAAGAAGAGGAAACAGAAAACAUCUGUAAGUUCGGGACCUGAACAUGUGGGAGAUGGAUUUAAUGCUGGCUCUGAUGGUUCCGGCAUGUCGGAUGGUUCGAGAGUCAGUAACCUAUCCGGAGACGAAGAUAACGGAAAGACGAAGUUUAUAAAGAGGGGUGUUGAUAAGGAACUUGGACACCUGGACCACGAAGCUCAGGCCGAAAAGCAUAUUAAAGAUAUCGUGGAAUGUGUUAAGAAGUCCAGGAACUUGAAAGGGACGGUACAAAAAAGUCUCAAAGAAUCGGCUCAAAAGGUUAUGGACAUUGUAAGUCUUCUUGCAGGAAGAGACGAGAGAAGAGGACCCUGGUCGAGGGUAAGAAGGCAAAGAAGAAGAAGGGUAAAAAGGCCAAAAAAGAUGCUGCAAAUGCCUCCGUGAAGCGAAUGACAGCGUCUCCCCCUCUUCCUCCUCCUGACCCUCCUAGGCAAAAGGGUAAUAACAACAAGGGGGCAAACCAGACUGCUAAACAGUCCAGUAAACCAAAAAGCGCGAGAAUGAAAAAGCCGAAGCUUUCGCAACCCCGCACUACGGCUGUUGUCAUUACCCUCUCGGAGGAAUCUGUCGAAAAAGGAAUGACCUACUCGCAAAUAGUGAGACAAGCGAGGAAGGACAUAAAGUUGGGAGAUCUCGGCAUUCCGGGCAUCAAAAUACGCCCCACUGCCACGGGCGCCCGCAAAUUUGAAAUUCCCGGAGCCUCUAGUAAUGAACAGGUAGAUUUACUGGCAGAAAAGAUGAGGGAGCUAUACCAGGAACACAUAAGUGUCGCUAGACCCACAAAGACUGCAGAUCUCCGCAUUGUGGGCAUAGAUGAUUCGGUCGAUAGAGAGGAAGUGGCGGAGGCAGUUUCUAAGAUAGGAGGUUGCCCCCUGACACAAGUGAAAGUCGGCAAAAUCAGUCUCGGCAGAAACGGCCUAGGUGCAGUCGUUGUAAAAUGCCCAGUGGCGGCUGCGGAAACGAUUAUGUCAAAGGGCAAAUUGUUGGUGGGGUGGACCUCAGCGUCUGUGCAACACCUGGCCCCUUUACCCAUGCGUUGUUUCAAAUGCAUGGGUACGGGACACACCAAGAAGCUCUGCCCUAGCACAGCAGACUACAAAGGAGUCUGCUAUAGGUGUGGCGACACAGACCAUAAGGCUGCCGAAUGCGACAAAGAUCCGUCGUGUUCGGUAUGCAAAAAGGCUGGUCUUAAAUCGGACCAUAUCAUGGGAAGUGGGAAAUGUAAACCUCCUGUUAUUGCCAAAUCAAAAAAGGCCCCCAAGACCCAGGCCAAUAAGGCAAUAGCCAUGGAGACAAUUACUACCCUGGAGGAGGCUGAAAUGUCAACGUAAUGUUCCGUAGACCCAUCAGCUUCCUCCAAGGUAAUUUUUUUUUUUUUUUUCAUUUAUUUAAGGCUACAAACAGUCAUAUACAUAGAAAAAUAAUUAUUGUAAAUUGUUGAAGUUAUAAUAGACCUAUAGUGCCUAUAAAAUGUAACAAUAAUAUAAUAUGAGCUCCCAUGUUUGUCAAAUUCAAACGUUACAAUUUUGUUUCAUAAAUUGGAGAGUACAACAACAUUAGGAGGACAUUACCAUAUAUAAAAAUAUGCAAUGUUAAUACUUAUGUACUUAAGUUAACAAUAUUGGACAAAAAGAAUAAACAAAGCAAAAAAAGGAACAUAUUGUGUAAUAGCCCGGCAAGGCUAUUUAGUGCUUAACAACUUCUGAAAAGUGAUACUAAUACCAUUUUUUCAAUGCACAUAUAACACACACACAUACACAUACACAUACACACAAAUAUUAAUGCAUAUGGAAUAAGGGUUGUUUGAUAUAAUUUUAAAUUAAUUACUAGUUAGAAUUUCCGAAAGAAUGCAUUUCAAUUUCUGUAACGAUAUAUUAAAGAUGUCUAUAUGGGUGAAAUCUUGGUUGUAAGUAUUAGUGGAACGGUAAAGAAAUGAGUUGCGCGUAUAGUUUCUACGGUAUCGCAGAGGAACAAAAAGUGGUUUUAAGCGUGAGGAGCACAUUGGAAGUCGAACAUGAGAAAUAAAGGAAAUGUUACUGAGUAAUGACGGAGAGUCAACAAGGUUAUUUAGAAUUUUAUAGAGAAAUAUCAUAUCAAACUUUUUACGCCUGUUGCAGAGAGACAUCAAAUUGUGUCUAUGAAGAGAAGAUGGGUAUGUUUCGACUAACUUAUUUUGGCGGUAAUUUAUGGAUUUGAGGAACUUUUUCUGGACCUUCUCAAUUCUGUUAAUGUGAAUUUGGUAACAUGGAUUCCAUACAGGACUGCAAAAAUCCAAAA